This is a messenger RNA of Pelobates fuscus (common spadefoot toad), 1065 nucleotides long. RefSeq names its product protein-L-isoaspartate(D-aspartate) O-methyltransferase-like. Gene Ontology annotation, molecular function: protein-L-isoaspartate (D-aspartate) O-methyltransferase activity. Gene Ontology annotation, cellular component: cytoplasm. The transcript has 9 exons. NCBI's taxonomy places the organism in Eukaryota, Metazoa, Chordata, Amphibia, Anura, Pelobatidae. The record is from RefSeq and is a predicted model, not a curated record. Gene Ontology annotation, biological process: protein modification process. The coding region runs from base 26 to 799 and encodes 257 amino acids.
UGACGUACGGCUGUCGCGAAAACCAAUGUGUGCAGAGCAGCCUGGGGACAUGAUCUGUCUGGGACGGCUGGCCGCUAUAACCUUACCAUUUGGAUUUCUUCUCAGUAGAGCUAUGGCUUGGACUUCAAGUGGAAAAACGCAUGUAGAUCUUGUCAACAAUCUUCGCAAGAAUGGAGUGAUCAGACGCCAACGUGUGUACGAUGUUAUGAUGGCCACGGACAGAGCGCGUUAUGUCCAGCAUUUUCCAUACAUGGACUCACCGCAGAGUAUAGGUUAUAAGGCUACAAUCAGUGCUCCCCACAUGCAUGCGCACGCCCUGGAAUUGCUGGAGGAGAAGCUGAUUGAAGGUGCCAGGGCGCUGGAUGUAGGCUCUGGCAGUGGAUACCUCACGGCUUGCUUUGCCAGGAUGGUGGGAUCCACUGGAAAGGUUAUUGGUGUUGAUCAUAUUGAUCACCUCAUCAAUACUGCCAUUCAGAACGUUCAGCAGGAUGACGCAGAAUUGCUCAGCUCUGGACGAAUCAAGUUUGUUGUGGGGGACGGCAGACUGGGGCACCCUGAAGGUGGGCUGUAUGACGCAAUACAUGUGGGGGCUGCAGCUGCAACUGUUCCACAAGAGUUAUUAAAGCAGUUAAAGCCGGAGGGAAGAUUGAUCUUGCCAGUGGGACCUGAAGGUGGCAGCCAAGCUCUGGAGCAGUACGACAAGGCUGACGAUGGGGAGAUCACAAGGGCUCGCCUAAUGGGUGUCAUGUACGUCCCUCUGACAGACAGAAACAAGCAGUGGCCAAGGGAUGAGCUGUGAGACACAGAAAGGAUUGUACCGGUUGUACAAGAUCGCAGUUUUGUUUGGUCGGAGUAGAGGCAGAAGGUGUUGCUGUAGGAAGCGGCUGUUCUAGUCUCCUAGAGGCGUGAAGGUUCAGAGAUGGUGCUCACAUUAAUCUAGAAAAUAGGUAAAUGGUCACAGAGCUCAGUUGCCGGAGGACUGACUAGGAAGGGAACAUGUCAUGCUUAAAGAGGUUUUCAACCAUCCUUUCACAAAAUAUUAAAAUAGAAUUUAAGAGAAUUAAA